Molecule: messenger RNA, 537 nt
Organism: Sparassis crispa
Lineage: Eukaryota; Fungi; Basidiomycota; Agaricomycetes; Polyporales; Sparassidaceae
Exons: 1
Coding region: 1-537 (178 amino acids)
Source: RefSeq, a predicted model, not a curated record
AUGUCUUCCACCUCUACCCACACUCCCAACUUUGCCAAGCUCAAUGACUCCAAUCACCCUACUUGGAGCGGUGAAAUGGCUGCAUGGUUGUGCUCUGCAAACCUUUGGAGACUUGUCAAUGGCAAGCUUCCACAGCCAAAGCUCUCUGGAUCACCUACAGCAGCUGAGCAAACCAAGCUAGACACUUGGGAGGCCAAUGCAGAGAAAGCAGCUGGUCAAAUCUAUUUGAUGGUGGAACCAGAUCAGCGCACUCACUUUGCUGGUGUGGUGGAUGACCCUAUCAAAAUGUGGGAACAGCUUGCAGCUGUUCAUCUGCAGAAGAAACCUGGAGCGCAUUUCAAUGCUUAUAAUGAUGUCUUCUCCAUCAGAAAGCAACCAGAGGAAUCACUUCAAGGGCUUGUCAAUAAGGUCAAUGCUGCCAUGCAGCGCGUUAAAGACCUUCGCCCUAAUGACUUUGAUCUGACAAAGCUGGAUGAAGAGUUAACCUCCAUCAGCCCAUUCAGUCAUGUUUGUGAACUGGACUCCCAUUUACCCUGA